AUGGGCGAAAACACCCGCGUCGCCACCAAAUCCGCCCUGGCUGCCGCCGCCUUCUCCUCGCCGUCGGCGUCGUCGGCUCCGUCGUGCUCGCCGGGGCGCGGCGUGGGCGCCGCCGGGGGGCUCCGGCUGGAGGCGGUGAUGGAGAACCUGCAGCGGGCGCAGGCGGCGCGCCUCGAGGAGAAGCUGCGCCGCGCCCAGGCCGCCCCGGCCCGGAGCAGCCCCGCCGGCGGCCCCCCGCACCCCCAGGCGCUCCCGGCCGGGCAGCUGCCGCCGUUGCGCGCCGCGCAGGAGCCGCGCCUGCCUCCGCCUCCGCACCCCGCCGCCGCAGGAGCCUGCCCGACGGCCACCCCGCUGGCGCUGCGCCCUUUCCCGGCCGCCGGCCGCUGCGCGGGGCUGCUGCCCUCGGGCGGCGAGGAGGAGGACGACGACGAGGAGGAAGACGACGAGGAAGCGGAGGACGACGAGCCGGACGACGAGGACCGAGGCGCCGCCGCGCCCCGACACGCGCCGCGCCCCGCCUCGCCGCCGCUGCCCCCGGCGCCGCAGCAGCCCCACGAGUGGACCUACGAGGAGCAGUUCAAGCAGCUGUACGAACUGGACACCGACCCCAAACGCAAGGAGUUCUUGGACGAUUUGUUUGGCUUCAUGCAAAAGAGAGGGACUCCAGUGAAUCGUAUCCCCAUCAUGGCAAAGCAGGUCCUGGACCUCUACACCUUGUACCGUCUGGUGACCGAGAAAGGGGGCCUGGUGGAAGUCAUCAACAAGAAGAUCUGGCGCGAGAUCACCAAAGGCCUCAACCUGCCCACCUCCAUAACCAGCGCUGCUUUCACCCUCCGCACGCAGUACAUGAAAUACCUCUACCCCUACGAGUGUGAGAAGCGGGCGCUUAGCUCCCCCGGUGAGCUGCAGGCCGCCAUUGACAGCAACCGGAGGGAGGGGAGGCGGCAGGCCUUUGGCACCACGCUCUUCAACUACUCCCCGGUGGGCACGCCGGGUGUCCUGGCCUCGCCCAAAAUGCCUCUGCCCUCCCUCACCAUCUCCGCACACAACUGCAGCCAGAUCAGCCAAGUGCACGCCAUCAAGAAAGAGGAGAGCAUCCUUUCCUCCGCAGUCCCCGGCCGCCUGGCCAUCCCCGUCAGCCUGGCCGGGCACCAUUUGGUGGCUGCGCAAGCCGCUGCGUCUCAGGCGGCUGCCCUGGAGCAGCUGCGGGAGAAGCUGGAGGCGGGCGAACCCCCCGAGAAGAAGAUGGCCCUGGUGGCCGAGGAGCAGCAGCGCCUGGUGCAGCACGCCCUCCAGCAGAACCUCCUGGCCAUGGCGUCGCAGUUCCCGGUCAACAUCAAGAUCAACAACCGCGGAGAUGACAGACAGGAGGCUGCAUUGAACCUGUCCAGCAAUGGCAUUAGUAGCAUCAACAUGUCAAUAGAAAUAAAUGGAGUUGUCUACACAGGUGUGCUGUUUGCCCGGAGGUCUGGCGUCGCCAGCAGCGCCGGGGGUGCCCACAGCCACAUCAGCCCCGUGACCUCGCAGAGCCAGCUGUUGUCCACGGCGCCACGGGGCCACACUCCGGCCAGCACUUCGCCGUGAGGGGAGACGUCCCGGGAGCCUCCUGCCUCCACCCCUCGACCUGGCGCCAGAGACCUCGGGCGGCAGAGACAAUGCCACGGUUGCCCUGUGCCAGGGCCCAGCAGAGGGCACCCAGGGUUGUGGCUGAGUGGGGCUGGGUGCUGUGGCCCCAUCCUUUCCUGGGGGGUGGGAUUUCUGGGCAGGAUGGAACGAGACGCUUGAGCAGAGAGCUUUGGAGAGGACUUGAGGGGACUUGGAGGAGGAGGAGGUUGGGGAGACCUCGAGGCUGGACUCUGGACUCCACUCGGGCACCCGAGAAGACUCAGCGGCGGGUGGGGGUGCUUCCUGCAUCAACUCCCCUCCCCUGUCAAACAAACCGAGUUGUAUACCCAGCACAAGCAUGCUGUUCGCACACACAACACCUCACAUCUUCAACAUGACAUAGCUCAGGGCUGGGCAGCCCUCCUGAGCCCGAGGCCUCGCUCUCGCCUGCCCCAUGCCAGGCUGGGUGAUGCCAGGGGCAGAGGGGGGGGGGCUCAGAGCUGGCAGGCGUCAUUCCAGGCACACAAAUGCCAGAGGUCUCUGCGCCCACGUGCGGGCGAGCAAUUAGGCACCACCAGGCCAAAGCACUCAAGGAGGGCAUGGAGCAGAACUGGCGAGGGGAUGUGGCUAGGAGAGGGUCCCAGGGGCCAGGCAGAGAGGCCCGGGAGGAUGGAUUUGGCCCCCAAGGCCUGGGCCGCCUCACCCCGGACAUUCUCUCUCUCACACACAGUGGCCCUCCUCUCCUCGUACAGCCCCUUCCCUUCCGUUGACGGGGUCUCUUGCCCUUUCCAAACCACAGCUGUGGGGCAUCAAAAGCACUUGGGGGAGAUGCGAGGGGUGCAGAAUCCCAAGCCUGGCGUUGAGUUUAGCGAGAGCAAGAAGGGAAGGGGGUGCCUUCAGGGGA
Zootoca vivipara (common lizard) is the source of this 2509-nucleotide messenger RNA. The record is from RefSeq and is a predicted model, not a curated record. Lineage: Eukaryota; Metazoa; Chordata; Lepidosauria; Squamata; Lacertidae.